This is a messenger RNA of Andrographis paniculata, 937 nucleotides long. RefSeq lists its product as uncharacterized. Lineage: Eukaryota; Viridiplantae; Streptophyta; Magnoliopsida; Lamiales; Acanthaceae. The record is from RefSeq and is a predicted model, not a curated record. Bases 84 to 686 code for a protein of 200 amino acids. The transcript has 3 exons.
CUCCUCCUCCUCCUCCUCCUCCUCCUCUCUCUCAUCAUUUCUCUCUCCUCUCAAAAACAAAAAAAAAUUUCAGAUUCAGACAAAUGGGGAAUUGCCAAGCAGUCGAUAAUGCAACGAUAGCAAUUCAGUGUCCAAACGGAAAAGUAGAGAAGCUCUACUGCCCAAUCCCCGCCGGAGAAAUUAUGCGGCUGAAUCCCGGCCACUACGUCGCCCUUCUACUCACCACCACGCUAUAUUCCUCCGCCGCCGUCGCGCCCUCCGCCGCCGGAGGCGGCGGCGGCGGCGCCAAUACUCCACUUAGGGUUACGAGAAUAAAGCUUCUCAGACCUUCCGAAACCCUCGCCCUUGGUCAUGUCUACAGACUCGUCACCUCACAAGAGGUGAUGAAAGGGCUAUUGGCGAAGAAGAUGCAGAAGAAUGGGAAGAAAACGAUGACAGAAAAGCAGCCUUUGUAUUUCGAAGGAGAUGAUGGGAUGAAGACCAAUCAGGGAACUAGCCAAGAAAGGCACAGGCCAAGAAUAUUAUGCACCACCACUGAUCCACUAAACUCAUCAUCUGCUAGAUCAAGAUCAGGUUCGGGUCCGAAUCCGGGUCCGGGUUCGGGUCCGGGUUCGGGUGGGUGCAACAAAGGUGGGAUGAGAACAUGGCAGCCUGCAUUAAAGAGCAUCUCCGAAUCACUCUCCUGAUCAUCGAUCCAUCUUUUAAAUAAUAUUUAAUUUAAUUUUAAUUUCCUGUCUUAUAUAUAUAUAUAUAUAUAUAUAUAUUGGUGCAUGUUGGUCGUCUGUGUGUUGUCUGUCUGUAUGUAGAUUUUUGGUUAGAUAAUGAACGUGGGCACUGACGACACUGCUAUGAACAUGGAUCCAACAGCCUCAGAUUCAGAUUUAGCUUCUUAGAUAACAUCUAUAAUAUGUUUAAGAAUUGCAACAACAUUAAUUAA